AAAGAGCAGCCCCUGGCAGAGGCGGUGAUGCUGGGGUGCUCUCUUUGGGGCUCUGCACCCCCCACACCAACUGGGGAGAAGAGAGGAGCCGGGUGGCUUGAACCGCUGCUGCUGCUGCUGGUGGUGGUCCUCUCUGGUUGGGUUUUGGCUCAGCAGACGGCUGAUUGCCCGGGAACUUGCGACUGCUCCGAGGCAGCCAGGACAGUGAAGUGCAUCAACAGGAACCUGACGGAGGUGCCGGUGGGCCUGCCCCGCUAUGUGCGGAACCUCUUCCUCAUGGGCAACCACAUCCAGAACGUCUCGUCUGCCUCGUUCCCCCCGGAGACCCUUCUAGAACUCAGCAGCCUCAACCUGAGCGGUAAUCGCCUGCAGUGGGUGGAGGCUGGGACCUUUGCCGGGCUGCCCAGCUUGAAGCAGCUGGACCUCAGCGACAACGCCCUCCUCGAGCUCAGCCCCAUGGCCCUGGGCAACACCAGCAGCCCCCUAGAGGAGCUGAACCUGCGCAACUCCCUCUAUAACAACAGCUAUGUGACCGCCGUGGCCCAGCUGCUUCAGCAAGAGGCCUUCCUCAACUUGAAGCGCCUGGACCUGUCCGAAAACACCCUGCUCUACCUGCCCCAGGGCAUGUUCGCUGCGCUACACAGCCUGCAGCACCUGGACCUGCACAACAACUCCCUGGUGAGUCUGCACGGCGUGACGCUCGAGAACCUCCGUCAGCUCCAGAGCGUCAACCUCAGCGGCAAUGCCCUCAAGCGCCUGAGGAACAGCACCCUCCUGCAGCUCCGAGGCCUUCCUCAACUCACCAGCCUCAACCUCACCCACAAUGCCUGGGUCUGCGACUGCGGCAUCGAGGACAUGGUCAGCUGGCUCAAGGAGAGUGACCUGGUGGAGGCCAAGUCAUCCCUCAAGUGCUCUUACCCCAAAGGGAUGGAGAACAGGUCCUUGGUGGCCAUUGAUUUUUCAGAGCUGAGCUGCCCAGAGCCGACCGAUAACCAGACUCAGCUGCAGACCUCUUAUGUCUUCCUUGGGAUAGUCUUGGCCCUCAUCGGUGCCAUUUUCCUCCUGGUUUUGUACUUGAACCGCAAAGGGAUCAAAAAGUGGAUGUACAAUAUCAGGGACGCCUGUAGAGACCACAUGGAGGGCUAUCACUACAGGUAUGAGAUCAACGCAGAUCCCCGGCUAACCAACCUCAGCUCCAAUUCUGAUGUCUGAAGAUGCGUGGCAGGGAAGCAAGGCCAAGGGGCGCAAUAGCUAUGCAUGGAAUGUAGACUUUAGCUUUACUCCCCUGAAAUGUGUGUGCUUUCUGCUCCCGGCAUACACCCUUCGAGGCAUCGCAGACUUGACAUGCACCAUCCAGAGAAUUAUGCCUACCUGUACAAGUUGCCAUUAUUAUUAUCCACAGUCGAUUGUGCAUGAUAUCAGGCUGUAUGUACGAAAACAUGCUGCUGCUGCUGCUACCGCCUCCCUGCCUGUUUGCUUUGCAACUUGCUACCAGCCUUUGCUUGGAAACAUCUCUCUCUCUCUCUCUCUCUUGGCACCUAAAAAAGAAAAGGACAUUUUCACUCCCCCCACCUCCACCUUCUCCCACUCUGAUGUUCUUAAACCACGAGGGCUUAUUAAAAAGUACGAUUCAACAAAGGCUGCCUCAACUUCUUUUGGGAGAAAUGUUUGAUCCAUCAGUACCCAUGUUGCUUUUAUGCAUCCUGAACGGUGAAGAAUCCUUGUAGUGCACAUUUAGAACAUGCCUUUUUAAAAAGGGGAAAGGAAAGUUCUUUGUAUAAAGAAGCACAUAAAAUAGUGAGCAUGCAAAUAGUUGACAAAUUUACAUGGCAGGCGGGGAGAAACUGAAAACCUCAGUACAAGUGUUUGCAAUUUACAUGAAAACAGGAUUUUUUUAAAAAAAGGGGGGACCCUAUAAACUGCAUGUGAACUGAGUUUGAACUUUUAAAUAAUUCAAUAAAUGCUCUUACAGGAACUUUUGUUUUGCUGAAGUUUGCUGUUUUUAAUGCUCUGAUCUGGAAAUGAAGCACAGUAUGGAAUGGACACAGUUUCUUCAGUGGGGAAAAAAUUAUUUCCCCAUUACAAAACAUGGUGGAGCUUUCAAAUGUUAAGAUAUUUGCUUGAAUUCAUUUUUUCCCCCCAUUGCUGUCAUUUACCUUUCAGAGAGACUAGGAAUGUACAAAGCUAUACUGAUUUGCACUUCUUUAUUUUAAACUGCAUGCAAACAACCGUCUCUUUCAAUAAGCAAUGUUGAUUUUCAUAUCCUGUUCCUAGAAUGUGGCAGCUGUUCAACUGCCAUAGCUCUGUUGGUGAGGGCUCAUUAAGUUGCCGCUACAAUUCUGAAUCUGAUCCUUAGGACAGUCAUUGAAAUUGGUGGGAAUUGCUGCUGAACCAUGCACUCCUGCAGUCUAAUCCUGGGUAUAUUUGCUCAGAAGUAAGUUCCAGUGGGUGGGUUGUUUAAUCAUGUAUUAAUUUCAUUUGUGAAUUGCUUUUCCCAAAGUAUUCCAAAGUGAUGCAACUAUUAAAAACACCUGCAAUUAAAAACAUAUAUAGGCUGGUAGGGUUUACUCUCAGGUACUUGUCCAUAAUCUUACAAGUUCUGUGGAUUUCAGCGGGAGGGAAAUUCAUGCAUUUGCUUAGCCCAUUCUUUUUGAAAUGAAUUGGACUGAAAGGGGCUUAUUCUUGGGUAAAGUGUUUAAAGCUUUGAGCGAUAGGCUGCUGUGAUAACUACACGUACAGACAGAUUCUACGCAUGUUUACUUGGAAGUAAGUUCUAAGUUCUACUAAGUACACUGGCUUACUCCUAAGUAAACAGGGUUGGAGCCUGGCUAGAAAAUAAAUAUUGUUGUGUCUUAGUUCUCACAAACAGCAAACAAGCCGGUGGUGAAUGUGCACAAACACAUCAGUGCUGCUUGAUUCAGUCCCCUCAUACAGAAAACUGGCAUAUUGGCGCUGUGGGGUGUGUAAGUGUGGAGCAGCCUUUUCCCAAAAAUGCCUGGUUUUUUAUGCUAGGGGUAUGGAGGAGUAUGCAAUGCUGUGAGCCCACCGCUAGCGUUUCUCAAGUGGUGCAGUUGAGAACCCCAUUUGCCACCUCUGCGCAUUUGUGAGAACAAGAAGGAAGUUUCUAAUUAAUGCAUUUAGCUUUUGCGGCUGGGCAGUCGCUUGUAAUCUCAGUGUUGAUCCAAAGGCAGUAUUGAAGAAGCCAAGUCUGUAAAUACAGAGACAGGUAUGUGGGGCAAAUUUCAAAUCUACCUGUGACAUGUAUUGCAUCGCUCUCUUUUUUACAUUGUUACAUGAUUUGCGUCACACACGUUUAUAAGCAGAAAUCGCAUUUACUUUGGAUGCUGCAGAUGUUGCAGGGUUGCAGGAAACAAAAGUGAAUAUGUUGCUCUUUCUGGCCAGUAACUUAAGUAGCAGCAAAAGGAAACUGCGCAGAAUGUUGAUGCCGCUCUCUAAACUGGCUCUUAACAGAAUUCUCAUAAACUAAUUUUAAGUGAAGCUAUUUUAUCAGGUCUUGGUAAUCCACGUAGUAAGUUCUAUGCUUAGUUUUGCUUGUGAAAUCUAAUUACUUCAGCUAGGUCUGAUAAAAUACUGUAACAACUUAGCAAAGCAAUAUUGUGCAUGUUUACUUGGAAACAGAUCCCAGUGUGUUAAUGGCUCUCAUUCCUAUGUAGGUGAGCAUAGGGACUGAAGCCUAGUUAUCAUCGUUCAGCAUCCUGCAGAACUUAAUUUUACAGUUUUCCUCAGUUCUGGUGUUUUUAAAGUGUCCCUACCUAAUUUUAGGUAAAGCUAAGUCUCUUCAAGCUUUUUUUCCCCACUUGCCUAUUUAAAAGUCAACCCCCUAUUUUAAGACUCAGGGGUAAAUAGAAACUAUACUACAAUUUGCUUGUUAGCUUUUAAAGACAUAAUUCCUCUAACUGUAAUCACGUUCUGCUAAAUGUAACUUAAAGAUUACAAGUGCAUGAGAAGAGCAAUUGAAUUUUUGAAUACAGGAGGUACCAAUUUUAAAAUAAUUUUAAUAAUGGUGUAUUUGUUGGGCCAGUUUGAAACACUAUGGUAUUUUCACAGACACUUCUAUGUUUCUAAGAACAGGGCUUUGCUAUGCUUCCUGAGACAGUCCUGGGCUAUUUUCAGAAACUGUUACGGAGAACACUUGGCACUACUGGGUUUCCGUUCCACUUCUCUCUCAAGCAAUACUGUCAUGUAAAUUUUAGAUUGUUCUAUGUAAAGCAUGUACCAGCCAAACAAAUGCAUAUGUGAACAGAUGUUGAAAAUAAAUACAGUGAAACAUGA
Messenger RNA from Podarcis muralis (Common wall lizard), 4293 nucleotides. RefSeq names its product trophoblast glycoprotein (gene TPBG). The record is from RefSeq and is a predicted model, not a curated record. Gene Ontology annotation, cellular component: plasma membrane. Gene Ontology annotation, biological process: negative regulation of canonical Wnt signaling pathway. Lineage: Eukaryota; Metazoa; Chordata; Lepidosauria; Squamata; Lacertidae. Gene Ontology annotation, molecular function: protein binding.